GACUGUCAAAGUCCACGCUGUCAUAUGUUUUUCAUUCUGAUUUCCACCAAAAAGAGUUCUCGUAUGCAAUUUCCUCCCCAACUCCAAUCUCCAUAGCAGCAACAGCAACAACAACAACAACAAUGGCGUCAUCUUCAAUUCCAAGCCUUCUGCUUCUCCUCUUUCUCCUCGUUUCUCCUCUCUCUAUCUCUGUCUCCGCUCGACCCUGCAAAACCCUCUUUAUCUCUUCCUACACCUUUUCAAUCAAGCCUCUUUACCCUAACCCUAACCCUUCCUCCGCUGGAUUCGUCACGAUCGUCACCGAAAUCAGCCAACAACGCUCCUACUCCUCCGAUGUCUUCCUCGAUGGCAAGAUUUUCCGUUCUAAUGACAAUUCUGAUUCUGAGCCCCAAAAGCGGCAGGAGAGUUCUCCUGUUUUUCCUUUUGGACUUUCUUCAUAUGACAUGAGCUCCCUACGCGAUCGUACUAAGGAUAUUCUUAGUGUUGUGGUGGCUUUGCUUUUUGGUGUUGGUUGUGGCGCUCUUACGGCCGCAACCAUGUAUUUGGUUUGGUCUCUGUUCUCUAACAGAUACGAUUACCGUUACGAGGAAUUUGAUUGCGAAGAUGAGGAUGAACAUGAUGAUCUAAGCCCUAAGAAGGUUGGUUAUAUUAAGAUUCCUGAGGUUGAUUCUGUUGCCAAGCAGGUUAAAGAGGCUGUAUGAGAAGAUUUAGCUUCAUUUUUAAUUAUAUAACGAAGAAUUUUAACUUUAAUCUGUGUUUUAUGGUUUUAUCAACUGUUAUUUCUCGUGACGUUUAUGUUUAUGGUUGAACAGCGAAUUAUGCUUUCUGGUGUAUUAUUGUUAGCAAGCCUAUGGCUUUUAUUGCUACGUGAUGUUCCUGUGUUUAUUACGUUUAUUGUUGUUAGAUUUUGUUCUUAUUACAUGUGGUUGAUAUCUGUUAAUUAAUCUAAUUUGAUGUUUCCAAUGGUAA
This is a messenger RNA of Jatropha curcas, 969 nucleotides long. RefSeq lists its product as uncharacterized. The record is from RefSeq and is a predicted model, not a curated record. Lineage: Eukaryota; Viridiplantae; Streptophyta; Magnoliopsida; Malpighiales; Euphorbiaceae.